AUGGCCUAUUCGGCGAAUGCUCUUCUGGUGCCAAAACUUUAUAAAUCUGUUAUUGAGGAUGUCAUCAACAAUGUGCAUGACUUUUUUCUUGAAGAAGGCAUUGAUGAUCGUGUUCUUAAGGAUUUAAAGCAGCUUUGGGAGAGCAAGCUUCUCCAAUCCAGAGCUGUGGAAGGCUUGUUCAGAGAGAAUAAUCACCAGCCAAUCAUGCUGGAACUUCAUCAAAAAACUCAUCAAGCAUUACACCCACCCUCAGCUUCUGUUGUGAUUCCUGCUGGUGGAAGUGUUCAGAAUUUUACAUCUGUAGAACCGAACUCUUCAGGAACCUCAAGUGCUCUUGCACUAUCCUCAGCCAUAAGUCUUCCAAUCCAGGUCCCUGCUGGCGUUACCUUGCAGACUGCUUCAGGUCAUAUGUAUAAAGUCAAUGUACCAGUUAUGGUAACCCAAGGUCCUGCUGGUCAGAAGUAUUUUCAGCAGCCUGUUCACCACAUCAUUCGCCAAGUUAACACAGUUACAGGACAGACGGCACUCAUCCAGCAAAACUCUGGACAAACACAUGUCAUUCAACAGACCUCUCAAGAUCAAACAUCUGUGAUACAGCACUCCAAUUCAGAUCAGGUUUCCUCACAUCAGCGGUUGUUGGCAAACCAGCCUUUUGAGGUUGCUGGCCAGUCCAUUCUGCAACAACCUGGCAUGUCACGAAAUGUGUAUGUUCAACAACAGGUUGCAAUGAAGCAAGUUGUUUUACAGCAGUCUGGGAUGGCAGUCCAAACAGGGCCUCAGUUAAUUAUUCAGAGGCAACCCAUUGCAAAUACAGGAUCAAUAACUCAACAUCAAUUUGUAUCCACACAACCAGCAAAGUUACAGCAAUCUUUGGAAGAACAAGCAGCCUCAAGCCAGCUUGAACAUUCAGAGAGAAUUCCAAUAGCACGUACACUCUUUUUUCAAAAUCAUUCAUCUGUGCAAAAUGAAGGAAAGAAUACAUCGCAGUGUGUUUCUGAUCGGUAUGCGGUUCAGCAGUUUGCACCCCAGGUUAAUGAGGCAAUGUUAAUGGUUACAGCAGCCUCAGAGGAGCCACAAGUCAUGGGUGAAACAUUAUCUGUCCCACAGUUGGAUGGGACCAAUGACACUUCUUCUGAUGAAGAAAUUGGUAAUCUACGAGAAGUGGAAGAAAAUGAUAUUCUUGGGAUUAUUGAUGCGGAAGACCUGAAAGCCCUUGAAGGUUAUAAUGAAAAUAAUAGUUCUAGUGAUGAGUCUUCCAGUGAUGACAGUGAUAAACAACCAAAUGAAGAAACCAGAGAAGAAGAUCCUUUAAAUUCAGGAGAUGAUGUGAGUGAACAGGAAGUGCCUGAUCUAUUUGAUACAGAAAAUGUAAUGGUUUGCCAGUAUGAUAAGAUUCAUAGGAGUAAAAACAAAUGGAAAUUCUAUCUUAAGGAUGGAAUAAUGACCUACAAUGGGAGAGAUUAUGUGUUCUCUAAAGCCUUUGGGGAUGCAGAAUGGUAGGUGUAAGAAAGUUCAAUGAAGCAGCUUGACAUUCAUUGUGAGAGACAUUUACAAAUGAUUUGAAUAGGUGGUGGCUUUCAACUUCCCAUUCCCAUUGUUUAGUUUGAAAGAUGUUUCGUAAUGUUAUUCUUUUGAUUUAAUGGAUAUUUUACAUACGGUAUAAUUGAUUACACCUGCUAUAAUGCAUGUUCCUUCAAAAUAGAAGUCACUUAACUGGCAAACUAUAAUGGAAUCUUUUGUUUUGAAAAAAAUACAAACACAUAUUUGGGUGUAAGAAAACAGAUGGAUUAUAUUGUGCCGCAUACAUUGAGUUGAAAGAAGAUUUCUAUAAGUAGAAGGAAAUGAGUGUUAUGUAAAAUUUUAUAUCUUGUGGGUAAAUAAAAUUUUAAAGAUGUAUAGGAUGCCAUUACACAGUGUCUUUUGAAGAAUUACUAGCUACUGAGUAAGAAUAGGGUGCAAAUUGAGAGAUGACUUUUUGAGUAGGUACUUUCUAACCUGUUUUCACCUGUUAAAAUUAGCAUGUACUUUUAUUUAUAUGUCAUCUGUCAAUUUCACAAGCAUUCUUUAAUAUUAGAGUACUUUCUUCAAAGGACCACUGGCAGGGAUUUGGUCUUCAUACGUUUGGAAGAUUUAUUUAAUGCCCAUAAAGUAUAUGAUGGUUUUCUUAUUAGGGAGCUCUUUUUACGAUCAGUCAUGCUUUAUGGGUGGACUAUGAAGGAAUACUUCUUGCUGCAAGUCCAGACUGAUCAGUUUUUUUUCAUCCGUACUAUUCCAUCCAUACUACUACAUUAGUUGUUCCAUAGCUGACAUCAGUUUUUGAAUUAAAUAUGCUGAAUAUUUAUUAAUUAAUUUGUGUAAUGCUAUACUGAACAUCUUUCAAAGUCGAGUCCCUAAGGAAUUCUGUAACAUUGAUCUUUGUCAGAGGAUGUAAUCUUUCGUUCAAACUAGUUUUUCUUUCCUUUUUGUCUUCCCCUAACUUAUCCUCUGAUUUUAGUGUGCCAUACUGCCAAGAGGGCAUAUUGCCCACCUUCUGCGCUAGAUCAAAGAAGCAGAAAUCUAAUAGUUAAGGGGUCCCAGUACCUUUUUUUUGUUAUAGUGCCAGGAAUUAAUUUCCUAUAAAGGUGUGGCAUACAUUGAUAUUUUGCUUACUUUACUGAUCUGUUUUUGAUUGCUCUUGACAUAAAAUGAUGAGCAUAUUUGCGAUUUUCUUUUUGUCCAUUUAGAAGCAGUAGUGCUGGGAUCUUGCAUUGAAGAUGUCAUUAGAGUUGUGAUGCAUGUUGAUUGUUUGCCAUUCCUCCAUAAUUUGCUGUUCCC
Hypanus sabinus (Atlantic stingray) is the source of this 2814-nucleotide messenger RNA. It is a transcript of the gene gtf2a1l, whose product is annotated as general transcription factor IIA, 1-like. Gene Ontology annotation, cellular component: transcription factor TFIIA complex. The transcript is spliced from 9 exons. NCBI's taxonomy places the organism in Eukaryota, Metazoa, Chordata, Chondrichthyes, Myliobatiformes, Dasyatidae. The coding region runs from base 1 to 1500 and encodes 499 amino acids. Gene Ontology annotation, biological process: transcription by RNA polymerase II; transcription initiation at RNA polymerase II promoter. The record is from RefSeq and is a predicted model, not a curated record.